UGAAAACGUCAUCACCUUCUUCUCUGGGCUUUCGUCAGUAUUCGUAUUUGUACGUACCUCAUCGAUAGAUAUUACAGUCACUUCAUCCAGUUUCUCCAUCCAAAUCCUAGACGCCAUACACAAUUCUCCCUUAACUCAACCAUACAAUGGGGUUUCAUUCCAUAUUUCCCACAAAUUUUAAGAGUCUACUUUCCAUCGGCGAAUGAUCGAAUGAUCGUGUCAGUUCGCGUAUAGACACAACCAUUUCUUUCGUCUCUUUUUCUACCUUUAUCUUUUCUCUGCUAGAUCCCGGUGUUUGAUGAGUCACGAUAUGGCAACCGAUGAUUUGGAAAAUGGGAACGCCGUUCUAGACCCGCCUCCAGCGUCCUCCGGUCCGGACGAGUCCGGAUGUUCGUCCGCUUCUUCUGCUAUCGCAAACAACGAUCCGAGCCAAGAGUUGCCCGGCCUACCACGACUCAAUUACCAACUCUUAGAUCACAAGAAGAAGCUUUUCUUAGUUGGAGGCCUGCUAGUCCUUGAAGGAAGCAUAUUGCCACUUGUUCUAUUCUACCCAUUAUGGUACGACACUACUCUUAGACAUGGCAUUCUCUUCGCAAUCAUUACUUCAUUUUUCGGCAUCGUUUCGGGUCUUGAGUUUGCCCACCGUUCAUGGCGUCUGAUUAUGAAAGAUGACUAUUAUCGACCGCUAAACGGUAAGCGCUGGCGCUUCGACUUCACACAUACUACCCUGUCUAUCGGUUACACGGUGAUGACGGGGAUUUUAAUCGGCGCCUCUAUCCCACACGAGCCUUUAGUCCGUCCCCUCGCCAUGCCACUACCCCUAUUCUUCAUCGAAGUGGGCUCUCUUGCUCUGUCAACUGGUGUUAUGGACAUGAAAAACAUGCCUGCUACGUGUAAGGUUAGCUCGACACCGAAAGGAGCGCCGAUCCCUCCCGUACUCUUAACGUUUAUUGAGGACGUCGUCGCUGUCGAUGGUGGUGCGGGGAAGACAUAUAGAGAAAGAUUAUUAGGCAGAUAUAAGGUCAGCAAGGAUUUUAGGAAGUUGAUCAAGGGCCUAAAUUGGUUCUGGGGUAUUGGAUCCAUACUUGUCGGAGCCGGCUCGUUAGCCGUCGUAUGGACCAUACCCCAGGAAAUUGCCUACGGCAUAGGUUGGGGCGCGCCACUUGUUUUCACUAUCGUCUGGACGUUCAUAACAGUAUUGUGGACCCGCAGAAGUCUCAGGAUCGAGAAAAAACGUUGGAUGGCUGACUUGAAACGGAAGAGCCAUCAAGAGAAUGAAAAGCCGCCGGAUUCAUAAAAGUUAGAUGGAUCUAAUAGACUACACUGUGGUCUCGCAUAGAAGAAAUUUAUGAAUAUACAUAACGAGGAAUAACAAGGAUACUUAUAAAUAAUAGAAUAAUUUCAAUUCAGGCCGGUGCACCGGCUCGUGCUCAUCACCAGAGCUCGAUCCCAAC
Molecule: messenger RNA, 1454 nt
Organism: Hypoxylon trugodes
Lineage: Eukaryota; Fungi; Ascomycota; Sordariomycetes; Xylariales; Hypoxylaceae
Exons: 3
Coding region: 299-1297 (332 amino acids)
Source: RefSeq, a predicted model, not a curated record